Molecule: messenger RNA, 3624 nt
Organism: Apis cerana (Asiatic honeybee)
Lineage: Eukaryota; Metazoa; Arthropoda; Insecta; Hymenoptera; Apidae
Gene: CkIIalpha
Product: casein kinase II subunit alpha
Biological process (GO): peptidyl-serine phosphorylation; peptidyl-threonine phosphorylation; regulation of cell cycle
Cellular component (GO): nucleus; cytosol; protein kinase CK2 complex
Molecular function (GO): ATP binding; protein serine/threonine kinase activity
Source: RefSeq, a predicted model, not a curated record
AGUUUGUGGUUGGUUGUUGGCUGCCAUCUUGGACCUCGAUCGUUUGAGAAGCCGGCCGCCCGCAAAAAUCUUCGAGUUUCACGCGUUCGCGCGGCCUCACGUAUUCCUUAAGUAGGUUGCGUGGUUUUACGACGAAUUUAGAGAUCUGUUGCGGUCAAUUUAAUCAAGAUUCGGGUCCGGAAUGCAUUAGACAGUGAAAGAAUUGCACUCCACAAAACAAAUAGUAGUAGUGAUAUAUCAGAAAAAAUGGCACUACCUAGUAGAGCGCGAGUUUACACCGAUGUGAAUUCACACAAGUCUAGAGAUUAUUGGGACUAUGAAUCCUAUGUUGUUGAUUGGGGACAACAAGAUGAUUAUCAACUAGUGAGAAAAUUAGGCAGAGGAAAAUAUAGUGAAGUAUUUGAAGCUAUUAAUAUUACAAAUAAUGAAAAGUGUGUUGUAAAAAUUUUAAAGCCUGUAAAAAAGAAGAAAAUAAAAAGGGAGAUUAAAAUCUUAGAAAAUCUAAAAGGAGGGACCAACAUAAUUACACUCCAAGCUGUUGUUAAAGAUCCUGUAUCAAGGACACCGGCACUGAUAUUUGAACAUGUGAACAACACAGAUUUCAAGCAAUUAUACCAGACGCUAACAGACUACGACAUAAGAUACUACCUCUACGAAUUAUUAAAAGCAUUAGAUUAUUGCCAUAGUAUGGGAAUAAUGCAUAGGGACGUUAAACCGCACAACGUUAUGAUAGAUCAUGAAAAUCGAAAGUUACGAUUAAUCGAUUGGGGUCUAGCAGAAUUUUACCAUCCUGGUCAAGAAUAUAAUGUACGAGUAGCCUCGCGUUAUUUUAAAGGUCCAGAACUACUUGUAGAUUAUCAGAUGUAUGAUUAUUCAUUAGAUAUGUGGUCUCUUGGAUGUAUGCUUGCAAGUAUGAUAUUCAGGAAAGAACCGUUUUUUCAUGGACACGAUAAUUACGACCAAUUAGUGAGAAUUGCAAAAGUUCUUGGAACUGAAGAAUUAUUUGAAUAUCUUGAAAAAUAUCAUAUUGAAUUGGAUCCUCGCUUCAAUGAUAUUUUAGGCCGACAUUCACGUAAACGCUGGGAACGUUUUAUGCAUUCAGAGAAUCAACAUUUGGUAUCACACGAAAGUCUUGAUUUUCUUGAUAAACUUUUGCGUUAUGAUCAUUAUGAAAGACUCACUGCACGUGAAGCUAUGGAACAUCCCUAUUUUUAUCCAAUAGUAAAAGAUCAGGGUCGAUUGAACAUGGUAUCAUCGUCACCUACUCCCAUAACAGGUUCGUUGCCUGUAGGUGAGUAACGGCCCAGGUAAUGUCACCACCUCAAUUUCCAAUUUAUAAUUAUUUAACCAUAUCAUUCACGUAUUGUUGAAUCGACCAUGAGAAUGCCGUGAAUAUAUAAUUUCGCAUCUUCGAAUAAGAUGCGUAUCGAUUGAACAUCCAUGAAGUUUGUAUUGAUUCGAAUUUACAACUUCUAUUUUACGAUAUUUAUAAAAAACAAAGAAUGAGAAAAAUGCCGGAAAUAUGAACAUGUGUUUGUAUUAUAUUGUACGAAUACGUAGUUCUGUUGGCACUCAAUUGAAUGCAUGAAAUCAAUUGUUGACAUCGUCCGGCAUUGUAAAAUUUAACUAAUUCGCAAUGAUAGAUAAACACUGUUUUUGUAAAGUGUUUAAACGUUGAGCGUGGAAACACAUUUAUGUUGAAAUAAAUCAGUAAUAUUAAGUAUCCAUCGGAAACUUUUCCCAUUGCGAAUUAGUUAAAGUAAAAAACUGUGUUACGCUUUACGCAAGGUCAUUCCAGUCAUCUAAAUAAUGAGACCAAGAUUUUUUAUGUUUUGGCCAGAAUAUAAACAUCUAUUAAUGAUUUUUCUUUAAUCUGAAGUUUCUCAGAUGUAUGGAAUGACUAAUGCGACUUAUAGUCAUAUUAUAAAAAAAACAUACGAAAUAGAAUAAUGUCGACUGUUAAAAAUAUGAUUACGAUCUUCUUUUAAGUAAUACGUAUUUUAUUUUUCACGAUACAUUGUACUUUAGAAUUUCAAAUUUUCUCGACUAUUUUUUUAUCUUCUUUUUCGUCUUUUUAACAAGAAGAUCGUUUCAAAUGGUCAUAAUGUGACUAAAAAUGCAACUAAACAAAUGUUUGAUUUAAAAUAUUUAAACGAUUCAAGUCUAUAUGUCGUUUAGUAUCGAUUAAUAUAUAAUUAGAAUAAAAUGUAUAAAAUGCUGACUUUUCUUAUAUUGUUAUAUCGAGUAUCAGUUAUAGCAAUGCCUCGCCGAUUAUGAAGGAUGAUGUAUUUUUUCCUCGAGGAAGAAGUCGCACGUACUAUUAAUAACACUUGAAAGAAAAUGUUUGAUUCCUCCUUAUUAAAUGGUGAAUAUUAUAGAAAUUAAUUUAUUUAAACACGGAUCUGACUAGUGCAAUAGCUUCAAAAAUUUUCAAUUCAAUUUAAAUGAGAUAAUCGUUUACUGGGUAAUGUUUAAUAAAUAAUAAAUAUAAUGUGCAAUUAAAACCUUAUAAUCUAAAGAGUAUACCAAAUAUAUUAUUUCCAAAAUUUAUUAAUCAUUAUGGUAACAGAUAUAUAAUCUUUUUUUUUUCUUAAAUAAUUAUUGGUAUUAGACGACAACUGGACUUGAAUUGCUUAGUCAUUUUAAAACAGACAUUUUUUAGUCAAUAUGCGUAUUAAGGAGCGUGCGAAGAAUCAAACAUUUUCAUUUAGGUAUCGAUACUUCGCGCGAGGGGCUUAAUCCCAUCCCUAAGCGUGACUGUGAGCAGCGUACCGGUUCGUGGAAUAAACCGACUGAAAAAUAUGGUGGGACAAGUUGGAAAUGGGACUCAGAAAACGAUGAAGUAUUCAUCACAUCCAUUACAUCCUUAACAUACAGUUUUCAACUUUUGAUUAUUUAUGUACGAAAAGUUGAAUCUUCCAUUCCACCUAAAUUUGCAAAUUUAAGAAGAAGAAAAAUAUAUUAUGUGAUGGUGGACCACUCCUUACAUAAAUGGCAAUUAUAUUUUGACGUGGUGUAUAAAAUUCUACAUUUUAGACAUUCCUUGAUUUUCAACGUGGGUAUUACUUAAAGGAAUUCAGGUUUGAUAUAUUGGAAAUAAACUUUAUGCGAUAAAAUUUUAAAUGGCAUAAGAAGUAAAUGAUACGUUUCAAAGUAUUUUUGUUACAUUGCAAAUCAUUUAGAAACAGAAGAAAGUUUACAACAUUAAAAUUAAGUCUAUGAAGUACGUGCUCUGUCCAUAUUGGCCGGUAUGCAUGUGCUGUUAAUAAUUGUAUGUUUCUUUUCUGUGUUUUUAUUAUCUAUCAUUUCUAUUGUGUUCCUUUGACGCUGCUACUAAUGUCACGAUCGCGGGAAAUCUGUAAAUGCAUAAAGACGCGAUUAGAUCAUGUUAUGUCACUUGGAAGAUCGUCCGUUAUUACAUGAGACAUUAUAAUGAAAAUGAUGCAAAACAAACCAUGUGUAUUUGCAUCUAUAAAGCGCGUACUACACACACAACACAUAGCACGUAUGUGCUUACACUUAACAUGUACCUUAGGCCGCUCGGUUUAGUACUUUUAACGAUGAUAAAAAUGUUCGUUUAUAUCUGAUACAAUGAUAGUUGAAUAAAAUGUUUGUUAUAGCCAA